CCCUCUCCCGCCCCCCGGCCCAACCCGCAACGCCACCGCGUCAUCCCGGGCCUUUUUUUUUCCUAAGCCGCCAGUCGCCACGCGUUGGUAAGCUCGUCCGGCAGUGCGUGGAUCCGACUCUCUCCGCGAACGACAGGAGAUACCCGCUUCGGAAGAACCCUGUAAGCCGAGCCGACGACCAGAGGAGAAAUGACGUCAUCGUACCGGGUUCGCACCGUCCCCACGCGCACGGUGACCACCGUGCGCCGUCAACUGAUCGACGAUGACGGCGACUUCUUCGACUUCCCUAAGGCGCGCUCGGGUGGCUCCGAAUUCACCACGGUGCGCCACCGAGUCACGCCAGGUGGCGGCAUCGUCACCACAACAACGACGACCACCACGACGCCGAGGCGCGUCAUCCGCGACGUCAGCCUGGACGGCAUGGAUGCCGACCCGUUCUUCGCGCGCGACGUCUCCAGGCCUUCCCGGACCAAGGACCUCGAGGAGUUCAAGGUGUCCUUCGACAUCGGACUGCAGUUCAGGCCGGACGACCUGUCGGUGAAGACACGCAACGGCAUGGUCUUCAUCACGGCCAAGCGCACCGACGGCAACAUCACGCGCGAGUUCGACCGCAAGGUGCCGCUGCCUGACGGCGUCGACCCCCUCACCGUUCGCGCCCUGCUCAGCCCCACGGGCGUGCUGACCAUCAGGUCCCCGCGGAACCUGUCCUCGCGGUACACCUCGAGCAUCUACGAGCGUCACGUGCCCGUCCGCAUGAGCCUGUACUAAAGGACGCGUCAGGGAAGAGCCGAGCUUGCGCUGGCAACGCUGAAAAGCUAAAUAGUAACCACAUCGCUCGUUCGGUAUAAGCAUGCAAGCGUCAGUCGAUUACAAUGGCCUCUAUUCCGCGUCACGGGGAGUACCAGCAACACGGCUCAUGCUGGAGGACCUUACGCAUGUAGGUCUCGGUUAUCACUCGAGAAUAUUUGCUACCUGCCGACAUGCAGGGGCACGUAUGGGCUAGAUGGCUACUUGAGUUUGAAACCUAUAGCGUGGCUGCAAAGACAAAAGAAAGAAAAAUGCAGAGGACGACUGGAACAGUGCUAGCUGUUUGUGGCCUUGUUGCUGGCGUUGUUGUUUCACCUGCAUUUUCACUGUAGGUUCCAAGAUGAUAAAAUCUCUUACGAAUUCGUGACUAAGUCUAGGGUAUACAGGUGUGAACGGGUUUCGGGCCCGUUUUCUAGAUUUCCAUAUUUCAAUUUUUCCAUGUCUACAUUCAAAGACACUUAUAUUCCGCCCCCCAUUUGGGGGCGCUUCGCGAGGAGAAUUAAUGCUUUGGUCAACAACAAAUGUUACUUAAGCUUUGUUUCCCAGGGCUCUAAAUGGCGUGUCCACAAUUUGCAGCCCUGUUAGAAUCGUGUUAAAACAAUUACGCGAGAACAUUUUUCCUGGCAUAUGACUGUGGCAAAACAGAAGCGAUAAAUGUGGAGCCAGAGUGCGAACCCUUCAGUUUGCAUGUGAUGGCAUCCUGAGUGGAGCUUAAAAAAGGGCAGACAAAAUUAUCACAAAAUAAAGGUCAGCGUUGAUGCUAUGUAACAAUGAUACUGAAAUACAUAUUAUUUUAUCAAAACAAGGUAGCCGUGCUUCCAAUCAAUUGUUGGCGCUGACCUUGAUAUUUUCGGACAACUAAACAAAGCCUGGCUAGAGGCUUUUCUUUAUAUGUAAUUCAUCAAGCCUUUACACUGAGACGCUACUUGUGGAAUGAAGGUGUAGUGGCCGUCAGAGCACCGACGUACAGGCAAGAGCGCGCGCACCUCCGAACCAGUUCCUCUCCGCUCUCGCCACUCCCCACCGAUGGUGAGGAGAGGGAAGGGCAAGCAACCCCAAGGGGGCUGAAGAAAAAUUAAAAUAAAACCAGUGGGCAGUUGGGAUUCACACCGUCCAGUCGUCUCUGUCUCUUUUCUCAGUGCAUAUUCGCGUCCCAACAAAGACAUAAUUGUCGAAGACGUUAUGGAAAACAGUGCAAAUCACUUUAAGACAGUGCAUUAGUUCAGAAGCAACGUUAUUGGUUAUUUAGUGCCCUCUGUGAUGUCUCAGAAGCGCUAUUUUUUGAAUAUUUGUGGAUAUUAUGGCUGAAGUAAAACAAGUUCCGGUUGUUC
Messenger RNA from Dermacentor albipictus, 2138 nucleotides. Its product is annotated as heat shock protein beta-1-like. Gene Ontology annotation, biological process: response to heat; protein refolding. NCBI's taxonomy places the organism in Eukaryota, Metazoa, Arthropoda, Arachnida, Ixodida, Ixodidae. Gene Ontology annotation, cellular component: cytoplasm; nucleus. The record is from RefSeq and is a predicted model, not a curated record.